Messenger RNA from Pneumocystis jirovecii RU7, 1209 nucleotides. RefSeq lists its product as uncharacterized. The transcript is spliced from 2 exons. The coding region runs from base 1 to 1209 and encodes 402 amino acids. The record is from RefSeq and is a predicted model, not a curated record. Gene Ontology annotation, cellular component: cytoplasm. NCBI's taxonomy places the organism in Eukaryota, Fungi, Ascomycota, Pneumocystomycetes, Pneumocystales, Pneumocystaceae.
AUGGAUAAUACUCUAGGAAAUUUAGAUUUUAUUGAAUCAAAAGGACAUCAGUCUUGCAUUCGGUUUUCAAUUCCAUUAAAUGUGACGUUAGAUGGUGGAUUUUUAACAACACAUAAUCUUUAUCAAACUCCUCAAGAUUGUAAAUAUAUAAUAGUCCAUCAAUUAAUGUUCGAAAAGAAAAUGGCUCCAUUUUAUAAAGGCUUACCAGAAUUUGAUUCAUCUUGGUCGAAUAAAAAACUUGCUCAAGUUGUUCGUCAACAUCUUGCAAUACCAUUUAAAAAUACAAUAUAUCUUUCUACAAGGAAAUUUCCAGGUGGAUUCUAUCUAAAGUAUCUCUCUGAUGUUCUUAAAUCAAAUAAACAUAAAUCUUUUCAGCCAUAUACUUUUCGCUUCAGAUCAAUUAUUUCAUUAUUUCAUCAUUUCUUUUCGACAUUAUAUAAGCUUUUUACUCCACCAUUAGAAGUUUCUUUAUACCGAAAUAGCAAAGAAUGUCUCAUAUGUUUUCUUUAUUAUCCAAAACUUAAUUAUACGCGAUGCUGCAAUAAACCUAUUUGUUCAGAAUGUUUUGUUCAAAUUAAACAAACGGAUUCGCAUUCUCCAUGUAGUUUGAAUACUGAUUUGGAAAAUACACCUCUAUAUAAAGGGUCAAUUAAUUGCCCAUUUUGUCUUGAGAAAGAUUUUGGUAUUGUUUAUUUAUCUUCUACACAAGAACAUAUUACUAAAUCAUCAAUUAUAUCUUCUAUUAUUAAUAAAAAGAAAGUGCAUGAUAUUUGUCAAAAAUACUCAUCAACACAUCCAUAUGUUGUUACUUCGAAUAUGAUUAGAGCUGAUUGGUUUUCUCAAUUUAUUGAUACUCAACAAAAGGAGUCUGAUAGAGAAGAAAAUGAAAUCUUUUUGGAUACCUUAACAUUCUCAGAUAUAGGAUGUCAAACAUCAAAUUUACCAGAAAAUAAUACCUGUGAACAAACAAUUUUACAAACUUCUAAAAAUAUAUUAUAUACAGAUGUAGUACGACUAAAUUUAAAAAAUACAACAUAUCUUGAUUAUGUUACUGCAAUACGUAAAAAAGAUUUAACUCUUAAUGAGAGCUUAAAUCGUCCUAUUAUAACGCUUUAUGAUGGCACUACUUUAAGUUUAGCUGAUCUUGCAAAAGAUAAAAGAAUUCUUGAUUUUACUAUAAUGCCUAAUUUAUCAGAAAAAGUAGAAUAA